Pseudomassariella vexata is the source of this 1533-nucleotide messenger RNA. Its product is annotated as homoserine O-acetyltransferase. Gene Ontology annotation, molecular function: homoserine O-acetyltransferase activity. The coding region runs from base 1 to 1533 and encodes 510 amino acids. Lineage: Eukaryota; Fungi; Ascomycota; Sordariomycetes; Amphisphaeriales; Pseudomassariaceae. Gene Ontology annotation, biological process: L-homoserine metabolic process. The record is from RefSeq and is a predicted model, not a curated record. The transcript is spliced from 2 exons.
AUGGUCAGUUUCUACUUUUGCAUCUGUGAUUACUCCUUUCGCCGGAAGCAAGACAAGGGCAAGAGAAGAAGAACCGUGACUGAAUACUUCCAAGAAAGAUCUCGGCAGCAGCCUGAGAACCCGUUUGCGACCUUGAUUCCGGACCAGGAGAUCGCCAUUGUCCCAUCUUUUACGCUCGAAUCCGGUGUCAUUUUGAAGAAUGUACCGCUGGCGUACUCCACCCGGGGCAAGUUGUCGCCCAACCGAGACAAUGCCAUGGUCAUCUGCCAUGCCCUCACUGGCAGUGCUGAUGUCAGCGACUGGUGGGGCCCUUUGUUGGGAGGUCCUGGGAGAGCCUUCGAUACUUCGAGGUUCUUCAUAAUCUGCAUGAACAGUCUGGGAAGCCCGUAUGGCACCGCUAGCCCAGUCACGGCCAAAGACGGCGACCCUAACAACGAGAGAUACGGCCCCGAAUUCCCCCUGACCACCAUCCGGGACGAUGUCAAUCUUCACAAGCUGCUUCUCGAUGACUUAGGAGUACGCCAAGUGGCCGCCGUCGUAGGUGGGUCCAUGGGCGGCAUGCUCGUGCUGGAGUGGGCAUACUUUGGCAAGGACUACGUUCGCAGCAUAGUGCCCAUAGCGACCUCUAGUCGGCAUAGUGCUUGGGGCAUCAGCUGGGGAGAGGCUCAAAGACAGAGCAUAUAUGCCGACCCCAAAUAUGACGACGGCUAUUAUCUUUUCGACGACCCGCCAACCACGGGUCUUGGGGCCGCCCGCAUGUCAGCGCUCUUAACAUACCGUAGUCGGAACUCCUUCGAAGCACGCUUUGGCCGAAACACCCCAGACCCAGCAAGACGCCAGACAAUUCGAGAGUUGCAACGCCCCAGCACGCCUUCCGAGGCGCACUUCCACAUCCAUAACGAUGGUCAUAAGACGACACGUGGUUCUCUUUCGCGAAAGAACAGCGAGCCGAGCAAAAUAUCUACCACGGCCGGGUCGAAUUCAAUUAGUUCAACUGUCAAUCAGGCUUUGAACUUGGAUCCUCAGUUCUCUGGCAAGAAGGAAAGCCUGGCUGAUGGCGACAAAAUCCCCACCACGACUUACUUUUCUGCUCAAUCGUACCUGCGCUACCAGGGGCAAAAGUUCGUCAAGCGGUUUGACAGCAACUGCUACAUCGCUAUUACACGGAAGCUGGACACGCAUGACGUGUCGCGCUAUCGAGCUGACAGCAUUGCUGAGGCGUUGGCACUCAUCGAGCAGCCGACUCUGGUGCUUGGCAUCGAGAGUGACGGCCUCUUCACGUUCGCAGAGCAGCAGGAACUGGCUGCCCACAUCCAGAAUGCCAGAUUGCGUGAGAUUGUGAGCCAGGAGGGCCAUGACGCUUUCCUACUACAGUUCGAGCAAGUCAACCGAUACAUCUUGGAGUUCCUGGCUGAAGUACUGCCGGAUAUCAUGGCUAGGGAAGGGAAGGUUGCGGAAGUGGCUGAUGUUGGACAGCUGACCAAGUCAAGCGUGUUUGGUGAGGCCGAGGUGGAGGAUAUCACGGCUUGGUAG